UUUUUGUUUCGAAAGUUAUACAAAAAAGAAAUGCCACAAGAGGAUCAACUUAAUCUAUUGCAACAUUCUGCUAGUAUUUCUGCUGACCAAGAUUUAGAAUCAGGCUUUACAUCCUCUCAACCUGUAAAUGGCAAUUUAAAUAAUACUAUAAAUAAUGCAUCUUUCGAACAGACUGGAUCAACAAAUAAAAUUAGAGACUAUUUUCAACAGUCAAGUCAUCCUAUUGCAGCUUUUUUCUUCUUGGCUUUUAGACUAGGCGCAUUAUUGACAUAUUUAUUAGGCUCCAUUUUUACAGAGAAUUUUACCUUUGUGUUUGUUAUUACCAUCUUACUUUUGGCUUUUGACUUUUGGACAGUAAAGAACAUCUCAGGUCGAUUAUUAGUGGGGCUUCGAUGGUGGAAUGAAAUUCAACCUGAUGGAUCCAAUAAAUGGGUAUUCGAAAGUGCUAAUCCUAGUAGAAUUAACAAUGCUGCAGAUACGCGCUUGUUUUGGUGGACAUUAUAUGGUACACCAGCUCUUUGGGCAUUAUUUGCCUUAUCUUGUAUCAUUACACUUAAAUUCUCUUGGCUAAUCAUUGUAGGCGUUGCAUUGGCGUUAAAUAUGGCUAAUGUGUAUGGUUACACACAAUGCGAUAAAGAUGCAAAGAAAAGAUGGGCAACAGGUAUGGCUGCUCGUUCUGCUUUAGGUUCUUUAGGUAGUGGUGCAACUGGUUUAAUAGGACAGGCUUUAUCAAGUGGGAUUGGUAAAGUUUUUAGCUCAAGAUAAUAUAUAUUUAUAUACAUGUAUGUGUAUAUGUAUACAUUACAUACAUAAUAAAACGUAU
This is a messenger RNA of Cokeromyces recurvatus, 823 nucleotides long. RefSeq lists its product as uncharacterized. The record is from RefSeq and is a predicted model, not a curated record. Gene Ontology annotation, cellular component: Golgi membrane. Lineage: Eukaryota; Fungi; Mucoromycota; Mucoromycetes; Mucorales; Mucoraceae. The coding region runs from base 31 to 765 and encodes 244 amino acids. Gene Ontology annotation, biological process: vesicle-mediated transport; protein secretion. The transcript has 4 exons.